This is a messenger RNA of Vespa velutina, 2890 nucleotides long. RefSeq lists its product as uncharacterized. Bases 2000 to 2410 code for a protein of 136 amino acids. The record is from RefSeq and is a predicted model, not a curated record. The transcript has 2 exons. NCBI's taxonomy places the organism in Eukaryota, Metazoa, Arthropoda, Insecta, Hymenoptera, Vespidae.
GCUCGCAUCGAACACACAUACUCUCUCUUUCUCUCUCUCUUUUUCUCUCUCUCUUUUUCUCUCUCUCUUUUUCUCUCUCUCUUUUUCCUAGUAAAUUUAUUUUUUGCGAUUUACGUUCGUUAUUAUUCAUCGAAAUGCUGUAUGUACUUCUUGUGAAUUCUUUUUGUCUCCCCCUCUCUCUCUCUCUCUCUCUCUCUCUCUCUCUCUCUCUCUCUCUCUCUCUCUCUCCCUCUUUUUGUUUCUUUGACUCGGUUCAUAAAUGAAAAUAACCUGUGAUUUAUCGUAACGUUUAAUCUCUAUCGUUUAUUUUUGUCGAUUUUAAAUUGUUACGUGGUGUUUCUUCGGUAACUUCGUGAUAAUGAUAUGUGUAGCGUAGACAAGUGACACUCACCGGACGGAUGAUUCGAUUGAAGAUUGUAAUCGUCGACUUGUAAGGUGCUAUUCGCUCCACUUCUUGUGAAUCUAACGACGUGAUAUUGAUUGUCGUUUACUUUGACACCUACUUCUCCGACUGGAUGAUCCCCUUAGAUACAAAUUCAAGAUGUCGUCGAAGAACAAGGAUACGCAAUUUCUAUACGGUCCUAAAGUAAAUGAAUCCUAAACAUCUAAAUCUCAUUCGUAAAUAGAGAAAUAUUCACGGUGAAAGGAGACAACUGAAACUUGAGGUUUAUUUGUUGAAACGACCGACCGACCGUUCGUUCAUCUAAUAGUUUGAUAAGACCGAAAUGGAUAACAACAUGGGGUUUGUCAAUGAAAUUGUGGAAAUAAGCAAGAAGAUGGACCAAUGAAAAGAUUUACGCAGAAUAUAUAACGUUAUACGAUGUCGAACUAUCUUCCUUGUUUGACCUAAAUAUAUCACGCGAAAUGAUUGGUGGACGGCAUCUUCGAUGUCAUAAGGGGGCAGAUAUGGAUUCUGGGAAAAUGUAGAACAGCAAUCCAUUAAAUGAUUGACAAUAUUUUUUUUUUUGCCUUUUUCUAAAUCGAAUAUAUACACUUAUCCGAUAUUUUCUAGCAUGUCUGUUCUUCUUUCUCUGAGAAUGCACUUUUUAUGAUCAAAACGAAACAACUAUAAGAAAAAUCGUUCGAUCAUUCGGUCGACGGUUCUUAGCUUGAUUAAUCCGAUAGUCACGUAGUAUACAGGAUUCUUUGGAGGAAGCUUCUUUAAAGGAAGCUUUGAGACCCAAUUAUAAAUUCUCUUUGAAUGAUAAACUUUAAAAUGGGAAAGAAUUUUCUUGAAUCAAAAAUAAAAAAUUCGUUCUUUUCUUGAUCGUCGAAUUAAUUCGCAAUUUCGAGAUUGACAUUGAUUUUUCAUUUGUUCUUUCGUCGACGUCUUUAAUUUAUUUUUACACGUUUUUUACAAGUGAUCCGAUAUUUUUCUAUUUUUUCCCCUUGUAUAGAAAUUAUUUCUGAAUUUUUCUAGGUUAAGUAAUAAAUGCAAGAUUUAUGAAUAGAUGAAGUCAUCUGUUAAUUUUAGACUGUAAUUUAAUAUCUUUAGACUUUUAGUCUUUAAUUUAAUACCUCUGCUUUCCGAAUUUGUUCUCGAUUGAUUCGAUACGUAUUGUAUCGCAUAUAUAAGAACAAAUUAAUCAGCAACAAGAUAUAGUUAUCUUUAUUGGAAAUUCUAUGUUAGUAAUUAAAUCUCGCAUAAUAAACUUUAAUAAUAUAAACUGAACAAAGAUUUAAUUGGUAAUAAUAUGGUUGUUAUAAUUUUCAAACUAAUUGUUUCCAUUCGUUAUCUUUCCCAUUUUAUUUUUGAUUAAAGUAACCUUCGAAGAGGAAUAAUGGUUAUUAGAUAAAAGGAACAGUACAGGUGGUAGAAUUUAGUUAUAAAUGCGAAGAGUCGAACAAGAAGACGUCGUUCUAUCUUAGCUGAGCAAAUCUAAGCUACGUAAACUAGAAGCAUUUCAUUCGUUUGAAAGAAAAAUCUUUAACCUGUCACGUUAUUUAAUUCAAGUUUCAAGAAUUUUUUAUUUUUAUCCUCGAAUAAAUCUAAAUCAAAAUGGGUAAGACGAUAUUGAUCAGUUCAUUACUCCUAUCGAUUGUCAUCGCAAUGGUGUCGUCGUUGGAUACAGCUGAAUCAAGAGAAUUACAUAGUCCUAGACAUCCACCCAUGAAAAGGUCGAUAAAUGUUCAGGCUGAUGGAAGACAACCUGAAUUUGAAAUUUAUUUGUUAAAACGACCGUCCCGUGGAAAUUUGGCUAUAGGAGGUGAAAACAAUCCGCUUGUUCAAACGGAUAACGUCGACUGCCAAUGCAAAUGUGGAAAAAAGAGAAAUGAUGGACUAUUCCAUGAUGAAAUCCUCAGAUAUAGCGAUCAUCCUGGUCAGCUUCGUGGAAAGAUCAUUAAUGUACCGCCAAAUUGUGCACCAAAUGAAACAUAUGUCGGUGGACGUUGUAGAGUCGUAUCUUAAGAGGUUCGAUAAUCCUUCUUUUAUUCUUCCAAAUCGAAUAUAUUAUACCCGUUUGAUAAUUUCUGACAUGUUUGUUCUUUUUUCUUUUUCUAAUAUAAUAAUGCAUUUUACAUGAUCGAAACAAAGUAUGGAUAUGACGUCGUUCGAUCAUAAAUCCAUUAUUCUCAGUUUGAUUAAACCUAUUAACGUGUUAGUCACGUAAUUUAUAAAAUUCUGUCGAAACCGAUAUUAGAAACUCUUUUGGCUGAUAAACGUCAGGGAUAGAAUUUCCUUGAAUCAAAUGUCUAAAGUUCAUUCUUUCCUUGAUCGUCGAGUUAAUUCGAGAUUCCGAGAUCAAUAUUGAUUGAAGAAUGAGUAAUCGAGAGACAGAGAGAGAGAGAGAGAGAGAGAGCAAGAAAGAAAUCACUCUUCAUGAUAGACAUGUCAAGAGUUUCUUUCGUCGUUUUAUCGAUGUCUUUCAUAACUUUUUCUUUUCUUUCA